GUGCAGCAAGGCGGGGCAGCGCAGAGUCGCGACGCGGCCGCCUGGGUCUUUUGCGCAGUGGAUGAAAGGUCAGGAAGCUCAGAGAGAACAUAAGAUGAAGAAGGGGGAGUACAGCGAUUGGCGGGCCGCCAAAUCCGAGGAGUUCCGAGAGUUGCCCCAGGAGUUGAAACAGUUAGCGGUAGAGAAGGCCGCCGACGCAUUCGCGCAGAAGCGCCUGGUUCACUUGGACGACUCGCCUGAGCAGAACGCCGUCGACGCUGCCAUUCAGGCUGAGCGAGACACCGUCUUGAGGACCGUGCUGUCCAUCGUGGGCGAUACGCGCUGCCCAUUUCAG
Molecule: messenger RNA, 334 nt
Organism: Prorocentrum cordatum
Lineage: Eukaryota; Dinophyceae; Prorocentrales; Prorocentraceae
Source: the annotation of a GenBank genome assembly